Molecule: messenger RNA, 1050 nt
Organism: Thecamonas trahens ATCC 50062
Lineage: Eukaryota; Apusomonadida; Apusomonadidae
Product: Pin2-interacting protein X1
Exons: 1
Coding region: 1-1050 (349 amino acids)
Biological process (GO): regulation of ribosome biogenesis
Cellular component (GO): nucleolus
Molecular function (GO): nucleic acid binding; telomerase inhibitor activity
Source: RefSeq, a predicted model, not a curated record
AUGACGGACAGCUCGCGGAGCUCGGGCUCGCGGCGGCGGUAUCACGGAGACCCCAACAACCAGGCAUGGACCAAGGACGAGUCGACGUACGGAAAGCGACUGAUGAAGUCGAUGGGAUGGGAGGCUGGAACUGGGCUUGGACGAACCGGAAACGGACGGACAAGCCACAUCGCGGUGACCAAGAAGGGCGACAAGAAGGGUAUUGGGGCGUCGCUGGCGUCGGAGAACUGGCUGGCAAACGCCGACGCUUUCUCAUCGAUCCUGGCCAAGCUCAACGCCAAGCACGCACUAGACAAGGUCAAGGACGGGGAGGCCGAUGAUGAGCCACCGCGGGUCUUUGUGCCCAAGGCCAAGGUCAAGAAGACUGCUGCCCAGCGUGCUGCUGAUCGCCGGGCGGGCUCCAAGAAGAUCUUCUACUCCAAGUUUGUCUCGUCCAAGGACGUCAACUCGUACGCUGACGAGGAUCUGUCGGCCAUCUUUGGCCGCCCGGCCUCAUCGUCGGGCGCGUCGUCGCCAUCAGCCACGCCGACGCCGGCGGCCACAUCCUCGCCCAAGCCAGAGCUUCAUGCCGAUGCCUCAUCCAUCCCUACUCACACGGCCUCGGUCUCGAUGGAGGACUACUUUAAGCAGGCAAUGGCUGCCAAGGGUGCCACUCUCCAGGCUGCAGGCCGCCAGCCGACUGUCGACUCGUUUGUCCCGCCGGAGCCGGUCUACCGCCACAAGCGCGGCGAGGCCAAGCGCAAGCGCGGCAAGGCCAAGCCCGAGGCCUCGCCCGCCGCCGAUGAUGUCCCGGCGAGCAAGCGUGCCCGUGGGUUUGAGGCGGCCACUGAGGCUGGGGCCGACACGGAUGAUGAGGAGAAGGACGAGGCAAAGGGGAAGGAGAAAGGGAAGGGGAAGAAGAAGGGGAAGGCCAAGGCCAAGGACAAGGCCAAGAGCAAGGACAAGGCCAAGAGCAAGGACAAGUCAAAGUCAAAGAGCAAGGACAAGUCAAAGUCAAAGUCAAAGUCCAAGUCCAAGGCCAAGUCGAAGUCGUCAAAACACGACGAAUGA